Messenger RNA from Paramecium pentaurelia, 2315 nucleotides. The record is from the annotation of a GenBank genome assembly. Lineage: Eukaryota; Ciliophora; Oligohymenophorea; Peniculida; Parameciidae.
AUGUAACAGCAAGAUUAAUAAUUCAAAACAGUGAAAGUGAAAUCAAAUUUUCAUCAAUUCCAAUUAUUACCUAAUCGUUAAAUCCAUCGAUAUAAAAUAGAAUUGACUAUUUAUUCAGAUAUUAAUGCAUAAAAAGCAAUAACAACUUAUAGAUAGAAGUUAACAGAAAGUUUGAAUACAUUUUAUUGUAUUAAUUUGAAUAUUUAUUCUCCAACAAAAAUUGCCACUUAAGUUUUAGGAGGAUUAAAUGAUGUUGAUGAGAUAUAAAAUGUUGCAACUUUAAAAUUUGUUGAAUCUGUUGAAGGAGGAAUAAAACUUUAAUAAAUAUUAGCAAGAAUUGUAAAGUAAAUAAUGAGUACACAAUAAGGAAUGGUUUAAAUAGGUAGAGAUAAAUUAUUUUGGCCAAAGAAAUCUCAUUCAUUUCAUGAUCAUAAGUUUGAAAUUUGGGAAGGUGUAUAAAUAGUAUAAAAAUAAUUUGGAGUUGUAAUAGAUUGUGCUUAUAAAAUAUUAAGAUAAAAUACAUUACUUGAUGAUCUUUCUAUUACUAAAGAAGUUGAUCGUUAUGAUGGAAUGAUAGUUAUGACAAAAUAUAAUUAAAAAUUUUAUAGAGUAGAUCUUAUAGAAACUGGGAUGUCUCCUAAAGAUAUUUUUAUUACUGAAAAUGGAGAAUAAACUACAUUUAAAGAGUAUUAUAAACAAAGAUAUAAUUUAAAAUUAAAUGAAAAAUAACCAUUAAUAAAGACUACUCUAAAAAUAAAAGGGAAAUAGGAAGAAAAAGUAAUUUAUUUAGUUCCAGAAUUAUGUUAAUUAACUGGAUUGAGUGAUAAUGUUAAAAGUGUAUAUAAUAUAAUAUUAUUUAGAAUUUUUCAGUAAUGAGAGAAGUUGCUAAAAUAACAAAACCAAAUGCAUAUGAUAGAAUAGAUUAAUCUGAAAAAUUUGCUAAAUAAAUAAAUUCAACAGUUAAAAAAGGAUCAAAUACUAAUUUAUUAGAUACUUGGGGUUUGAAAUUAAAUAGUGUAUCAAUGAAUGUUGAAGCUAAAACUGUUCGUCCUGGUUCAUUAAUUAUGGGUAAUGAAAAUAUUGAUUUAUCAUCUUCAAAUCUCAAUCUAGAUUAAUAGACAUAAAAAAAGAUGUAUUAAGUACCAGAAUAGAAAUUAGUAUGGGUUCUUAUUCAUUAUUAUAAAGAAAAAGGAUAAGAAGCCAAAAAAUUACUACUUGAAAAUAUGAAAUAAGCUAUUUCUGAAUAUUAAUUUUAUGGCUUUUACUCUUAACCAAUUAUAAGAUAAUUAUAGGAAGAGAGAGAUAAGGCAUUAUUAUAAUUAUGUGAUGACUUAUAUAAAGAAUCUGAAUAAAAAUAGUAAAAGAUAGAAUUCAUAAUCUUCUUAUUACCAGGUUAAAAAAAGAAUAGUCGUUUAUAUAGAUGUGCUAAAUUUAUAUCCUUAUAAAAGAUAGGUUGUCCAAGUUAAGUUGUCUUAGAAGAUACUUUAACAAAAAAUACUCGAUCUAUAGUUAAUAAAAUAAUGGUUUAAAUUUGUGCAAAAUUAGGAGGUGUUCCAUGGGCUAUUGAUAAAUUACCUAAACUCUUUUAAUAAUAGCAUACUAUGAUAUGUGCAGCUGAAUGUUAUGAUAGAUUACAUCAAACUAAACAUUUAGCCUUUUGUUCAACUGUUGAUAAAAAUAUGACUAAAUACCAUAGUCAAAUAUAAAAAGGGGCUGAUUACAAAGGUGAUAAUUUAAAGAAAAGUUUAAUCAAAGCUAUGGAAGUUUACAAAGAAAAAAAUACUGUUUUUCCACAAAUAAUAAUUAUUUACAGAGAUGGUGUUUCAGAUGGUCAAAUACCUGUAGUUCUUGGAGAUGAAUUUCCUUAAUAUGAUUAGGCAAUCAAAUAGAUAAAUCCUUAAAGUAAAUUAGUUCUUGUUAUUUGUAAUAAAAGAGUAGCAGGAAAGUUCUAUCAAGCAGGACAUAGACCUGAUAAUCCUGCAUCAGGAACAAUUGUUGAUAGUAAGGAAAUUUGUGAAGGAUAAUAACCAAACUUUUAUUUGAUCUCUUAAAUGACCAGAUAAGGUACGUCUUAACCAACACUUUAUAAGAUAUUGCAUUCAGAUAUACCUAAUAUUGAAAAUGAUAUCAAAGUUCUUACAUAUAAAUUAUGUUGGUUGUAUUAUAACUUUGCUGGUCCAAUAAAGAUUCCUGCUCCUGUUAGAUAUGCUCAUUGUUUAUGUGAAUUUAUUGGUUCCAGAUAUUAAAGAACUGAUAAGGAUCCUUUCAUUCCUGUAGAGGAAUUAGUUAAAAAAGGAGUAUUAUUUUACAUUUGA